AAAAUUACAAAAUGGUCAAUAAACAUCGCGAACGCGCGUUUUGUAAAGCCGCUGUUUAAACAAUAUUAACCUCAUUUUUGGUAUUAAUUGUAAUGAUUAUGACUUGAAGUCGGAAUAUAGUGUAUUAAAAAAUACAAAAAUGUUGAGAGUCACACAUCAACUGGACUAUUUACGGCUAGCCGAGCUCGACAACGGUUGGGUGGAAGCUAUCUACUUUUCAGAGUUCCUCGAGUUCGGAGAGUUUCCUGAACAAUAUGCACUCAUUCUGGAGAAUGUGGAAAUUCGCUCAGUUUUUCGUAAAAUUAUGUCAGCCGUGGACGAAUGGCUCAAGGACUCUAGCAGUGAGGAAGAGAAAUCAUGGGCCGUAUUAUCACGUGAAGUGAAUCCUCGAAAGUUGCUAGCAUUUUUAGCAUAUUAUAUUGAUAAUGGUAGUAAAAAUAUUAUGUCUCACGAGCACCGGAACACUGCUCUUCUGGCUGCGCGUGUGUACUUCAAAAUGUUGUCUAUCCCAGGAUACAAAGCCUACCACAUUUAUCAUUCCCAGCUGUUUGCACAGUCCUUAGGAUGCCUUGGUUAUCCGAAAAUAAUUUGUGAAAAUGAAGACAACUACUUCAACUUAAAGCAAUUGACCCGGGAGGUGAAUUCUGUGAUUAAAGAAGUAGCAUCAUUUGUGAAAGCUCUUAGAGCGGUCAUUGAAGCCCUGCAUCUGAAUCCAACUGACAUGAAUUUUGAAGAUAUUCUUAGUAACCUGGUGGAAUUUACUGGUGGUGCUAUUGUUAACAAACUUGAUAUAGACAAAAUAGAACUAGCCAACAUUUCUCAAGUAAUUUAUGAGAUGAUAGAUAUACUCUUGUGUGACUCAAACGGGGAUCCUAAACCAGACGCCAUCCAGCUGUUGUUUAAAUGUCUGCUGCCAAAACUAGUAGCUGCCUCCGUCGACAAUAAAAGUGCCAAUAACUUAGUCAGAGCAUCAUAUGUAACUUACUCGGGUUUGAUACUGACCAAGUAUGGCAACUCGGCCCUUUCCGCAUUCAUAACUCUUCUACAACAUCUCUGCUAUACCUGUGAUGGUUUGGAGCGCGCGGAGGUCCGGUCCGCCCGCGUAUCUCUAGUGAUUGGUCUAAUGAGUAUCCUGCCUCAGAAGUCGUACCGCUUCAUCGUCCGCUGGAUCCUCAAGUUGUCCAACACGGCUAAAGUGUCGCACCGGCAUAUUGCAUUGGAAUUGAUAGGGCAGUUGUUAAACAACGAUCCAGAAGAAUCCGCCGCACCUCCGCCUCCGACUGAGCUACCAGCAGCUGAAUCGGAAAAUCAAGAAUCUGUCGAACCAUCGUCAAACCAACUAGAAAACUCUGAGACUUCAGCUCCAUCUAGUAAUCAAGAAGAAUCAGGGAACCAAAAUAUAACAGCAAUGAAAAUUCAGAAUACCUCCACACCUUUGCCGAACUGUUACGUUGUAUUAUCAAGGGCUCCUGAAAAUGCAAUAAAAAAAGCAGUGAACUAUGACCCCACUCCAGGACCAUCUGGUACACAAAAUAUAGCACCGGCUAAUGACCCAAUACCAAGUGAUCCCACUUCCGGACCAUCUGGUACUCAAAAUGUAGCACCCGCUGAUGACCCAAUGCCAGGUGAUCCCACUUCCGGACCAUCUGAUACUCAAAAUGUAACCCAGUCUGAUGACCCAAUGAUAGGUGAUCCCACUCCCGAACCAUCUGAUAAUCAAAAUAUAGCACCGGCUGGUGACCCAAUGCCAGGUGAUCCCACUUCCGGACCAUCUGGUACUCAAAAUACAACACCAAUAAGCCCAGUACCAGGUCCAUCGGGCCUUCAAAUCAAUGAGUCUCAAAGUACUGACUCAAUAAUUGGACCAGACAUUUUUGACUCCGGGAUACAAGAUGCUACAAUAGGCCUUGAAACUGAAUGUGAUGACUACAUUAUGUCUUUACUUAACAACGAGCAGCUGCCUGAUCUGCCCGGGCCUAUAGAGCUUGGUGAUAUAGAUCUCCAAUUUGCUAUGUUUAAUGAACUUAACAAUCAAAUUAAUGAAGCUAAUCAGUCAGUUGAACCAGCUACGCCUGUCAAAGAUGCGACUGUUGAACUGGCUACGUCUGACAAAGAGGUGACGGUUGAACCGGCCACACCUGUCAAAGACCAACCGAUUGAAGCUACGCCGCAAAAAAAUAAGAAGACGAAGAGUAAAAAAGGUAGAGGGAGUGCUGCGGACACUCCGGCCCCGGAACCCGUGCCGAUGGAUGAUGAAAGCAGCCAGGAACACAAUCCCGACAUAAUAGCCGAAGACGAUACCGCAGGCCUGCUCCGACAACGCCCGCACACCGUACCCCACGCCGAGUUAUUACGAGCCGUGUAUGACCGCGUAAACGACGUGUCGAGUACGCUGCGAACGCGAGCACUCGCUCUGCUUAGUGAUUGCCUGGCUAGUGCUCGUUCACCUCUUCGACAGGCGGUUUCAGAGCUGAACGGGUCCGGCGCGGUGUCCCGCCUCAUGGUGGUGGCGGCGCGCUGCGUGAGCGACGAGCGCGCCGCCGUGCGCAAGGCGGCGGUGGCGCUGGUGCACCGCGAGCUCGUCGACGGACCGCCGCCGCAGCCUAACGACCUCGGGAUUCUAGUGAGCCUGUGCCGAGACGCGAGUAUAAUAGUUCGCACAGCGGCCAUCGCUUCUCUGGGCGAGAUAGUUGUUAAACGACCGAGCGACGACGUGUUUGACGCGUUUCUCGCUGGCCCCAUGCAUCAGAUGAGCGACCCUGAAACCAAGGUGCAAGAGCUAGUAGUAAACCUAAUGCAGCAGGUAGCCUUCGAUCGCCUACAAAAACAGACAUCUUCAGCAGCCGAGAGUCCACUUCCGUGGCAGUUCCUAGCAGCCAUCACCAGGCACAACAUGCGGCGGCACCUGCAAAAGGCCUGCGUGCUGCUCGCCAAGACGUCGAAGUGCAUUAACCAUCGCGUCGUGGACGCUGUUAGCACUUAUCUAGGCGUCCAGGGCGAUGAACGCGACCUACAAUGCCUAGUGCUUCUAACGAGCAUCGCGAGACUGGUCGACUACUCUGAUGUCACCUUCAUACUGGACUACUACUAUAGUCUUGUAGACAACACGCAGGGUCGUGACCAACGCCUAAAGCCGCUGACACUGGAGCUACUAACUCUGUGGUCGCGCUACCUGACACCGGCCGCUCGCACGGCGCUGCGGGAACACCUCGCCGCGCGCCUCGCCACCGCCUCGGGCGAGGACGGUUGCCGGAUACCGAGUGCAACUCUUGCCGCACAUUUGGACCCUACCAACUUGCAGUGGGCUAACGAAUUACUACAACUGUCGGAGAAGCGAGCUCUGUGCGGCGGCGGCGUGUCGGAGUGGGUCCGCGCGGCCGACCUGUCGCUCGUGGCGCCCGCGCCGCCCUCGCCCGCGCUGCUCAACCUGUUCCUCACCGCGCUGCAGGACCCUCCGCCAGAGUGGACGGCGGCGUGCCACGGCGCCGCGGUGGCGGGCGCGGGGCGGCUGUGCGUGCGCUCGCGCGGCGCCGCCGCCGCCGCCGCGCCGGCGCUGGCCGCCAUCUUGCACUCGGCGCGGCACGCGCUGCAGGCGCGCGUCAACGCGCUACUAGCGCUCGCUGAUAUCUGUGUCAGAUACACCAACAUAGUAGAGCCGCUCCUAGGAAAUGUGUCGAUGUGCCUCAACAUCUCGGCCCCAGCGGCGCUCCGGCGCUCCGCGGCGCGCUCGCUCACUCGGCUGCUGCUGGCAGGCUACCUGCGGCUGCGGCCGCCGCUUUACUACCGGUACUGCGCAUUGCUGGCGGACUCCGACGCCGACGUCCGCGAGCCGGCCGAGUAUUACUUGACAAGCUGCCUCACGUCCGACGCCAUCUACCACCACUUUGUCGACUGCAUCAAGCACUACAACAGCUCCCGAUCAGAGAGUAUAUCGUUCGACGCGCGCCAGCUGAUCUACGACGUGAUGCUGCAGCGCUUCUCCAUCGUCCAGAAGCUGAACGUGCAAUGUCGACUAGCGCGAGAGGUGCUGGAGAACGCGGCUGAAUGGAUCGAAGAGAACGGCGAGGAAGAUAAGCCGGGAGGGCCGACGUUCGAACCCGACAUGGCCGCCACCUUGCUCGACACCAUCACGCUGCUGUGCGGGGCUCGCAUGAAACUACCCAAAAAACCUGAUAAGACUGGUGACGUAGCCGACAUAGACGACCUUCAGGAAAGAGUCACUACCAACAUCGUGUCACAUAAAAUGAAGCGCACCGUAGCGGAGGUCCUUGUGCCCGCCGUACUCCGUCUCCACGCCAAGGUCAAGUACGGGCAGAUUUCGACCUACCUCGUGCGCAUCGCCAACGAGCUGCUCGUGGACUACCGGCAGGAGAUCGAGGAGCUGAUCGAGAACGACGAAACUUUAGUGGAGCGCAUGAAGACGUUCCAGGACCUGAUCGGGCUGGACAAGAUGCCGGCGUUCGGCAACACCCGCAACCUGGUGACCACGUCGGCGCCGCCGGAGCCCGACACGCCGCGCGCGCCGCGCCGCCGCCCGCCGCGCGCGCCGCGCCCGCCGCGCCCCGCCGGCGCCCCGCCGCGCAAGCGCGCGCUCAGGAUAUGACCCCGUGUGUAGCGACAUCCCUAACUUAACUAGCAGGUCUUAUCCUUAGUAUAUGAAUAGAACAACGCUACCAGCCAACGUUGCGCGUCCGCGCCACGCGAGCGUUCACACCGAGGUCGGGGACCCGGCCACGGCUAUAAGAUAACCUGCGAAUGUGAAGUCCCUAACCUGCACCAGGGAACGGCAAACAGCAGGUCGAUACCCUCAUGCGCGUCUUUGAAGGCACAAUUGCAACUCUUCAACACACUUAAAACACUUGGAGUUCCUAGACCACGAAAAAUAUCAUUUACAGUACAUAUGGGGCUACUUUAUAGCACUAGUGCGAGAAGUAGCAUAUUAUGUUACUGUGUCGAACAUUUAAAGGGCCAUAUGUACUGUAAAACGUUGUACGAUACAUGUGCGAAUAGGUAAUUCGCAACUCGUGUCGAUUUAAAACACUCCCUUCGGUCGUGUUUUAAUUUAUCGCCACUCGUUUCGAAUUUCCUAUUUUUCGCACUUGUAUCGUAAUGUACUAUUGCGGCUCUUUGGGAUAGAUUCCUAGUGGUGAUGUACUCCAGUACACCGAGCCACGUGGACGACUUGGAGACUACAUGGAAAGUGAAUCGACUGAUAGAUGGUAAUGUUUCUCUUCUUUAGGAUACCUAGUGUCAAAUCUUUAAAUGACUCGGUACAGGUACCGGCAAACUUCUUGAACAUGUGACUCUGCCUUUGAGUUGGUUUAAUUCUAUCAUUAUUUGCGCAAAAGAGAGUACAGUAAAAAGUUACACUGUU
Messenger RNA from Cydia pomonella (codling moth), 5374 nucleotides. RefSeq lists its product as uncharacterized. Gene Ontology annotation, biological process: meiotic chromosome condensation; mitotic chromosome condensation. Gene Ontology annotation, molecular function: histone binding. The transcript has 22 exons. Bases 140 to 4603 code for a protein of 1487 amino acids. NCBI's taxonomy places the organism in Eukaryota, Metazoa, Arthropoda, Insecta, Lepidoptera, Tortricidae. The record is from RefSeq and is a predicted model, not a curated record. Gene Ontology annotation, cellular component: condensed chromosome, centromeric region.